CAUCGCCUCCGUACAUCCAAAGAGCUCAUAUCUUUAAUCACGGCAAUAUGUCAUACAUUGAAUGCGCCCUCAUCACCGCAAGCUGUGUCCACUGCGUCCGCUGCGCCCGGCACCACGCAGCGAAGAGACAGACGCGCUGGUGUAUUUUUAGAAGCGCUACGUUCACCAAGACUCGUGCUCUUACUGGUCCUCAAUUAUUCACCAAGCUGCUCUCUGCCGCUGAUGAAUCGCAGCAGUGAGAGUAAAUAAGAGAGCGGUGACAUGUCAGAGCGCAGACGCCCAUCAACGCUCCCCGUCCGAUAGCGUUGAUGUGGCGAACGAUUAGGUAACACUACAGCGAGGUACGACAUGAAUGAGAAGGCACCACUGCGAGAACACAGAGCGACCAAAGCCACCUGUCCUUCUGCUCCCCGACAGCCAGGGAAAAGUUUGGCUCUGCUCGCCUUCUGUUCAACCCAGUAGAAACCACAGAAAUGAAGUCCAGCCCACAGACGAGCCCACGGUCAGGUACACUCGAAGAUCAGUCUACGGGAACCAGAGAGCCCACACACCAUUCGAGACGGACGAACGGCCUCCUCUGAAGGCAGGAAUGGCGUCUCACUCGGUGUACACAGAAGACUUCCAGGCGUGGGACAGCCCUGCGAGGGUCCACCCUUUCCGCCCACGUGACAACCUCAGCGUCAACAGAGCGCUGUUCGCCACAGCCACGACCAGCAGGGACAGCUUCUGCCCCCCCGGCCCCCCGGCGUCGACGAGGGAGGGCUGCAGACCCGCCCCGCCGCCACGGGAAGCCCCGCCCUUCGACGGCACCGCCGACCACAGCUCCCAGUACCGGCCCCCCGCGGUCUGGCCCCGGAGGCCCCCGGCCCGGCUCCAGCCCCAGACCCGGGAGUACCGGGCCCCCCUCCUCUCCACCACCCGGGCCCACUUCGGGGAGCACCGCGGGCUCCAGCGGCCCCCGGGGGCGCGGCCCGCCAGGGAGGCCUCCGUGAGGUCCUCGGUGAGGUCCACCAUGAAGGAGGACUUCAGGGCCCCGACCACGGUGCGCCGCCUCCCCGUGGCCCCGCCCCCACAGGAGCUGGAGUGGCCCCGGGGCCCCUUCGCCCGGACCACCACGGCGUGCGCCUCGUACACGCCCAAGGCCGCCCCGCGCUCGCUGAGCUGUAAGCCCCGCCCCCGGCCCCUGAACACCGGGCCCCCCAUGGAGAAGGACUCCGUCUACAUGGCCAGCUUCACGGCCCCACGGGGCCCCGUGAGGGACGGCGCACCCCCCAGGGGUCACGGUGGGGUCAUGGACGUCAGGCUCAGGGACCGCCGCUCUGCUGAUGCAAUAAGUAAUGAACCAGCUUAGGGGGUCACUGCAGCUGGCGACCUUUGACCCCGUGUUUAUACCUCCGCACACGACGGGGUGCAAAGGUCAAAUAAAAUGAUGUUUUAUUUGACUUUUUUCUAACUGCACUGUAUUGUAGAAGAAAGAAAGUAGUUGGUAUUAUAGACCACACUAAUGAACAUUGUCAUGUGUUAUUCAAAUAUUAUUAACACCAAACUAUUCAACUAUUGUAUUUAAGCUGACAUUAAGAAUUAUUCUUAAAAUGCACAUAUUGUCACAACUUGCACUAACUGUUCAAAUAAGUUCAAAGAACGUAUUUAAAUAAUUUUUUUAUUAAACCAGACACUGCCAAAAUAAUA
This is a messenger RNA of Gadus macrocephalus (Pacific cod), 1689 nucleotides long. RefSeq lists its product as uncharacterized. Gene Ontology annotation, cellular component: cytoskeleton. The record is from RefSeq and is a predicted model, not a curated record. Bases 353 to 1351 code for a protein of 332 amino acids. Gene Ontology annotation, molecular function: microtubule binding. Lineage: Eukaryota; Metazoa; Chordata; Actinopteri; Gadiformes; Gadidae. The transcript is spliced from 4 exons. Gene Ontology annotation, biological process: microtubule anchoring.